UUGACAAAAAACAAUCUGUAAAUUGAAUUAUUUUUAAGUUCAGCAGCGUAUGCGUGCUGCUCAUUUAUUGUGCAUUAUAUGCUAAUUUUUCACUUAGCGUUACUUCAUCUAACAUUGCAACAAGACACUAUCUAGAACUCAGUCUCAUCUUCCGCCCUCCUCACCUCAUUCUGCCGACCAGGGAGAAAUUGCAAGGGAAGUUUCGAGUGUUGUCGAAAAUUUUCACUAUAUCUCACCAUUUUUGAGCUCGAGGAAAUCAUCAUAAAACAUGACGGACUCCAAAUAUUUCACCACGACAAAGAAAGGAGAAAUAUUUGAAUUAAAAGCUGAACUAAACAGCGAUAAGAAAGAUCGAAAGAAGGAAGCCGUAAAAAAAGUAAUUGCAAGCAUGACUGUUGGAAAGGAUGUCAGCUCUUUGUUUCCUGAUGUUGUUAACUGUAUGCAAACUGACAAUCUUGAGUUGAAGAAAUUGGUCUAUUUAUAUCUCAUGAAUUAUGCUAAGUCACAACCAGACAUGGCGAUCAUGGCCGUCAACACUUUUGUAAAGGAUUGUGAUGAUCCAAAUCCCUUGAUUCGAGCGUUGGCCGUGCGUACAAUGGGGUGUAUCAGAGUCGACAAGAUCACAGAAUACUUGUGUGAACCUUUGAGGAAAUGUUUAAAAGAUGAAGAUCCCUAUGUAAGAAAAACAGCUGCUGUGUGUGUUGCCAAGCUUCAUGAUAUCAACUCACAACUUGUUGAAGAUCAAGGUUUUCUUGACCAGUUGAAGGAUCUUUUGUCCGACUCAAAUCCUAUGGUUGUUGCUAACGCCGUAGCUGCUCUUAGUGAAAUUAGCGAUGUUUCCUCAUCUGCGGCCGAAGCACUGGAACUCAAUUCUCAGACCGUGAAUAAACUAUGUACAGCUCUGAAUGAGUGCACCGAGUGGGGACAGAUUUUUAUUCUCGAUUGCCUUGCAACAUACACACCAAGGGACGACAAAGAAGCUCAAAGUGUUUGUGAACGUGUAACGCCACGUCUUUCUCAUGCCAAUGCCGCUGUUGUACUCUCAGCAGUUAAGGUUCUCAUGAAGUACAUGGAAAUUUUAGAGGGUUCGUCAUUCACUCAGGGCAUUGUGAAGAAACUCGCUCCACCUUUGGUGACAUUGUUAUCAAGUGAAGCUGAAGUGCAAUACGUUGCCUUAAGAAACAUAAACUUGAUUGUUCAGAAAAGGCCAGAGAUUUUGCUGAAUGAAAUGAAAGUAUUUUUCGUCAAAUACAAUGAUCCAAUUUAUGUUAAACUGGAAAAGCUGGAUAUUAUGAUUCGCUUGGCAAAUCAACAAAAUAUCGCCCAAGUUCUUGCUGAGCUCAAAGAGUACGCCACUGAGGUUGACGUUGAUUUUGUAAGAAAAUCAGUGAGAGCCAUUGGUCGUUGUGCUAUUAAAGUCGAGCAAUCUUCAGAAAAAUGUGUAAGCACACUCCUCGAUCUCAUUCAAACUAAAGUUAACUAUGUUGUUCAAGAAGCCAUUGUUGUUAUCAAGGAUAUUUUCCGUAAAUACCCAAACAAGUACGAGAGCAUCAUCUCCACGUUGUGCGAGAAUCUAGAUUCUCUAGAUGAGUCUGAAGCAAGAGCUUCGAUGAUUUGGAUUAUCGGAGAAUAUGCUGAGAGAAUUGACAAUGCUGCCGAAUUAUUGGAGUCAUUCCUCGAAGGCUUUCAAGAUGAAAACACUCAGGUUCAGUUGCAAUUAUUGACUGGGAUUGUAAAACUUUUCCUAAAGCGUCCGUCCGAGACUCAAGAGUUGGUUCAACAAGUUCUGAGUCUUGCAACACAAGAUAGUGACAAUCCAGAUUUAAGAGAUCGCGGUUACAUUUACUGGAGGUUAUUGUCCACAGAUCCCGCCGCAGCCAAGGAAGUCGUUCUCGCUGAGAAACCGUUGAUUUCUGAAGACACUGAUCUCUUAGAGCCGACCUUACUGGAUGAACUCAUCUGUCAUAUCUCUUCAUUGGCGUCAGUAUAUCAUAAACCUCCGAGUGCUUUUGUUGAGGGUCGAACAAGUGCUCGCCGAUUCACUCUCCCUGCAAGAGCUGAACCCACACCGGCUAGCGCUCCCACUGACAGCGCCCCUCCUGUAGCACAGCAAGCAACAGUGAUUCCUUCCCAUCCACCUCAGCAAGAUUCAUUAAUAGGUGACCUUAUUGGAAUGGACUUUGGUGGUAGUACGAUGCCUGUACAAUCUGCACCAGUUAUGCCACCAGCAGCUAUAAGUAGCAAUCAUUCUGGAGUUGAUUUAUUAGGCGCAGAUCUUGGUUCUCUACAGCUUGGUGGUGCUCCUGUGGGAGCUCCCCCCGUUGCCGCUCCUGGAGGUCUUGGUGAUCUAUUCAGUUUAUCGGGAGGUGCUGGCCUUACAUCCGGUUACGUCGCCCCGAAAGCGGUGUGGCUGCCUGCAGUUAAAGGGAAAGGUUUAGAAAUUUUAGGAACUUUCUCUCGUCGUCAGGGUCAAAUUUUCAUGGAUUGUACGUUUUACAAUCGAGCGAUGCAAGCUAUGGGAAACUUUGCUAUACAACUCAACAAGAAUAGUUUUGGUCUGGCACCGGGCGCUCAGUUACACGUUUCCAAUCCUUUACCGGCCAACCAAUCUUCUGAAACAUCGCUGUUGCUCAAUACCAAUGGUCCUAUCCAGAGAAUGGAUCCGUUAACGAACCUUCAAGUGGCCGUAAAGAAUAAUAUUGACGUGUUUUACUUCAGCUGUGUUGUUCCUAUGUAUGUUUUCUUUGUUGAAGCUGGACAAAUGGAUCGUAAAGUAUUUCUGGCUAUGUGGAAAGACAUUCCUGCAACAAACGAGGUCCAAAAACAAUUCCAUUGCAACUUCAAUUCGGAUAUGGCGCAACAGAAACUCGCCGCAAAUAACGUGUUCACUGUGGCCAAACGAACCGUAGAUGGACAGGAUAUGUUGUAUCAGUCGUUGAAGUUUACCAAUAACAUAUGGGUACUUGCCGAGUUGAAGAUGGAGCCGAAUAAUCCCAUCGUGCAGUUGGCUUUGAAAACCCAAGCAAUGGAUGUGAUUAAUGGUGUUCAAGAGGCUUACGUGACCAUUCUUUCAAAUUAGUUUAUGCUACCAUGAAAAUGUAAUGCAAUUAAUUUGGUAAUACUUAUACUCAAGCAUUAUGAA
This is a messenger RNA of Xenia sp. Carnegie-2017, 3142 nucleotides long. RefSeq names its product AP-1 complex subunit beta-1-like. The transcript is spliced from 27 exons. The coding region runs from base 269 to 3079 and encodes 936 amino acids. Gene Ontology annotation, molecular function: clathrin binding. Lineage: Eukaryota; Metazoa; Cnidaria; Anthozoa; Malacalcyonacea; Xeniidae. The record is from RefSeq and is a predicted model, not a curated record. Gene Ontology annotation, biological process: vesicle-mediated transport; intracellular protein transport. Gene Ontology annotation, cellular component: membrane coat; clathrin adaptor complex.